Anastrepha ludens (Mexican fruit fly) is the source of this 475-nucleotide messenger RNA. RefSeq names its product coiled-coil-helix-coiled-coil-helix domain-containing protein 7. The record is from RefSeq and is a predicted model, not a curated record. Bases 125 to 382 code for a protein of 85 amino acids. NCBI's taxonomy places the organism in Eukaryota, Metazoa, Arthropoda, Insecta, Diptera, Tephritidae. The transcript is spliced from 2 exons.
CAUCUUCUAAACAUUUACGAUGGCUUACAAAGUUGGGCAGCUACGUACAAGAAUCGAAAUAAUUUACGAAAUUUAUAUAACUUAAAAUAAAAAAACUUUAAAACAAAACUCACUAAACAAUAAAAUGCCACGGAACCCAAAUGCAGAACGUGAUAAUCCCUGCUUGCGAGAACAAGAACUUUCGUUCAAAUGCCUCAGCAAAUACAAUUAUGACAGAGAUAAGUGCGAAGUGUUUUUUGCAAACUAUAAUAAUUGCAAGGAAUUUUGGAAUAAAGUGCGGUCCGAUCGUCGGUCAAAGGGUAUUGCGCCACACCUGCCACCUGUGGAAGAUCGUGCAGAUAUCAAAGCCGAAUAUAUGAAAUCCAAACCACCGCGGGACUAACAACUUGCAAGACAAAAAAAUGCGUUUAGACAAUUGUUACGUUUUAUAAAAUAUUUUUAAUAUCGCAGAGAAAUCAUUUUUGUUUGUUUUAUA